AAUUAAGGAACUAGAAAGUUGAAAACAUUAACCUUGUCAGUUGUCCCAUCUCAAAACCUAACCUUUUAGCCCAAUUUCAAAUCCCUAAUAAUAAACAAUUCCCAUUUUUAUCAAAUGAAUACGUCGCAGUUUAUGGACAAGCAGAUAAUGGAUUUGACUUCAUCAUCAUCAACGACACAGCAAUCGCAAGUUUCAUUGUCGUCGUCGUCGCCGCCGAAGCAAAGCAGUAAAGAUUUUAUUGAUCUUAUGAAUCCUCCGCAGGACGACGACCACCAUCACCAGAGUCUUUACAAUACCGAUAGUAUAAUUGGCGGUGCCGAUAACGGGAUAAGAAAGGAGGAGAUCCUUCCUAAUUACGAUUUCCAGCCGAUUCGUCCUAUUGCUUCGAGUCUUGAUUCUUCUACUAUUGCUGGCAUCAGUGGAGGUGCUGCCGCUUCUUCUAGGGUUUGGAAUUCUGCCGAUUCUAAAUCUAAUUCCACUUCCUUUCCUGUUAGAAAUUAUGGUUCUUUGGACUCUAUUGAACCUGCAAAGGUGGUUGUUGAGAAGGAUCAGAAUGCUUUGGGUGCAGCAAUAGUGAUGGAGAUUGAUAAAACUAUGAAGAAACAUGCUGAUAGUUUGCUGCAUAUCAUGGAAGGUGUUAGUGCACGGCUGACACAGCUGGAGAGCAGAACCCGCAACCUUGAGAAUUCUGUGGAUGACUUGAAGUUGUCGGUUGGAAACAAUAAUGGAAGCACGGAUGGGAAGAUGAGACAACUGGAGAACAUUUUGAGAGAGGUGCACUCAGGAGUGCAAGUUUUAAAGGAGAAGCAGGAAGUAGUUGAGGCUGAGCUGCAACUUGCUAAGUUGCAAGUGUCCAAAGCAGAUCAGCAACAAUCAGAAACCCAACACUCUGGGCACAUGGGCACUAUUGUGCAUCAAGCAGCAUCUGCCCCUCCACAAUCUCACCAACAGCUGCAGCAAGCUGCAUGUGCCCCUCCACAGUCUCAUCAACAGCUUCCUCCUGUCUCUUUUCCACAAUCUAUUCCUCCAGUUUCUGUCCCACUUCCUGCUGUCCCUCCCCCCACUCUUCCUCUACAGAAUUUACCACCUCAAGCUCCACUUCCAAAUCAAUUUCCACAAAGUCAAAUCCCAUCUGUCCCUCAUAGGGAGCCUUACUAUUCUGCAUCUGGUCAAACUCAAGAACCCCCAAAUCCACAAUACCAGGUGCCUCCAUCACAGCAGCCACAACCUUCUUCUGCAGCACCACCACCACAUCAACCUUAUCAGCUUGUACCUCAACCACAUUAUUCUCUGCCACCUCAAUUGCCUCAACCUCAGCCUUCAGCAGCUCACCAUCCUGAAGAGGCACCUUACGUUCCCCCUCAGAGUUACCCACCAAGCUUACGCCAACCAUCCUCUCAGUCACCCAGUGGGGCUCCUACUUCCCAACCAUUUUAUGUGGCUCCUUCACCCCACAUGUUUGAACCACCAUCUAAUCGGCCAAGCUCAGGGUUCCCUGCUGCAUAUGGCCCACCUUCUGGGCCUACUGAACCAUAUCCUUAUGGUGGAUCAUCAUCUCAGUAUGGUGGCAACACUACAAUGAAACCACAACAGCUCUCUUCUUCCUCUAUGUCGCAGAGUGGUGGAAGUGGGUACCCUCAGCUUCCCACUGCUCGGGUAUUACCACACGCAUUACCUACUGCUUCUGGGGUUGGCAGUGGCUCUGGUUCUUCUGGAACUGGAAACAGGGUUCCCAUUGACGAUGUGGUCGACAAGGUAACUAACAUGGGAUUUCCAAGAGAACAUGUUCGAGCAACCGUUAGAAAGCUGACAGAGAAUGGCCAGCAAGUGGACCUGAACAUAGUGUUGGAUAAACUGAUGAAUGAUGGAGAAGUUCAACCCCAGAGAGGUUGGUUUGGCCGGUAACAUGUUCGUUUACUAAUAUUGAUGUAUAGAAUUACCCAUGUUUCCAGAUUGACUUUGCCAAGAGAGACAGUUCGCAUGAAGAGGAAAGGUUAUUGUCCGCUGGAUGCUUCUUCCUUCCUCGCAUAAUUUUUCAGUUUUAUGUGGUUGUUUUGAAAUCUCAUUCAUACUUGUAUUAUCUAGCUCUGGUUUUAUUAUUGCCUGCCUUAAUUCGGGUUGUGUAUACAAAUAAUUUGAAGAAGCUUAUCAAAUAUUCUAUUUGUUCUUA
This is a messenger RNA of Jatropha curcas, 2170 nucleotides long. Its product is annotated as basic salivary proline-rich-like protein (DUF1421). Lineage: Eukaryota; Viridiplantae; Streptophyta; Magnoliopsida; Malpighiales; Euphorbiaceae. The record is from RefSeq and is a predicted model, not a curated record.